AUUUAACUUACAAACAUUGCUGGAACAAAACAGAACCACUGACAACGGCGUCUUCUAGCUGUGUUUUGACGCCCGAUUAAUGUCUGAGGCUGUGAAAUAGUCAAUUGCCCACUGGCAUUUUCUUGUUGACAUACACUCAAGAUGGAUUGGAACAGACCACAACAUGUAUUGCAGAAAUGGCAGCAUUUUGGAAUACCACAGAUGCAGGUCCAACAGCAACAACACCAUCUUCCACACCAGCAGUUACCGGCACAGCAACAACAUCAUCACCAGCAGCAGCAGCAGCAGCCGCACCAACAGCAGCCACAUCAACAGCAAACACAGCCAUCCGCUCAGGCUUUGCCCCAGCAAAUGCAGUCCCAGAUGCACCAGAUGCCUCAGCAGACAUCCAAAAUUGCUAAAACUGGGGGCUCAUCAACACCUCACUGCCUUAUCUGUAAUGUACAUUUAGGGAUGUUUGCCAAAGGAGGCAUGGAAGUGUUUUCAGAAAAGGUUAUAACCACCCAUGGAAAAAUGCAGAUCCAUUCUAUUCUGGGUGCAAUUGUGAACCAGGAGCUCAACACCUCUGUUGUCCAUUCAAGUAUAGUUUGCAAAAAAUGUUUCAAGUUGAUCGAUGACAUCGAUGCGCUUGAGGAUAAGCUUAUCAGUAUGAAACAGGUAGUUUCAACCAAGUAUACAAUGACACUAGCCUUGGUGAAGAAAGGGAUGGUUGGAAAAGCUGUUAUUGAUGAGCAGACCAAGGCACCCCAACCACCACCAGAGCCAAAACCUAAGAAAGUCAGCAAACCACCAGCUUCACCAGACAAAGGAAAGUCCAAGGGCCCCAGCAAGAAAGGGCGCUCAGGAAAAAUUGGACGACCUCGGAAAACAAGCAGCCUGACUGUUAAAUCUGGCAAAGUUGUUGUGAAACAAAUUCAGGAGGUGCCUGAAGAAUUAAAUGAAGAAGAUGAAAUAGAAAUCAAAGAAGAAGAAUUGGCAGUUGUUGUCAUUGAUGAUGCCUCAUUAGAACACUUUGAGGAGACUGCUACUUUCAUGUGUUCUGUGUGUGACAAAGUAUUUGAAACCAGGGAAUGCUUGGUAAACCAUAUGGAAAUUCAUGGUUUGAAAGAAGAUUGGUUUAACUGCAAUGUUUGUGAUCAAAGUUUUCUAAGUGAAGAAAGAUAUUUAAAGCAUAAAAAGCUCCACAAAGGAACCAAGAAAGUGAAAGCAAACUCUACAGCUUUUGAUGUAACUCACAUAAAGCAGUUCAAAUGUAAACAGUGUAGCAAAGUAUUUACUACUAAAAGUAAAGCAAAAGAUCAUGAGAGAACACAUACUGGUGAAAAGCCAUUUGAAUGUGAUAUUUGUGGUACAUGUUUCCGUCAGAAGAGUAACUUAUCCUCUCACAAAAGAGUCACACAUUUGCAGGAGAAAAGGUAUAAGUGUCAGAUAUGUGGGAAAGCAUUCAAAUGGAAAAGACUUUUAAAUGGACACACGAUGAGUGUGCAUACUGGUGAACGACCUUAUCGGUGUGAGUUUUGCGAUGCUGGCUUUGUUUACCAGCAGCAUUAUAAGAAACACAUGCGAAUUCAUACUGGAGAAAAACCAUUCAAGUGUGAGAUUUGUGGAAAAGCUUUCAAUUCCUCCAAUAAUUGUCGAGCACACAUGUUCACUCAUUCAGAUAAGAAGCCGUAUGAAUGUACUAUUUGUGGGGCAGGCUAUAUGCGGAAACCAUUGGUACUUACCCAUAUUAAACAGCAUGCUCACAUUGAUGGUGAAAUUGAUGCUUAUGUUAAAGCCAACUCUCCCUCAGCAGCUGUUGCAGCAGUUGUAGGAGACAGGAAUGAAGUUGGCAAUGGUAGAAUUGGUGAUUCUUCAGGAUCACUUAAAAAAAAAGCAAGAAAUGAACCUCAAAAUCAAACUGUCCAUCUACCUCAGGGUCCACAGCCAACAGGCCAGGUUAAUAUUGAAGAAUGUGUCCCACAGUUCUUAAUUUCUGAACCAGUUGUCAACAGAGAGCAGGCUCACACGGGAGAAACGAUGAACUAUGUGUUUGGUAGUUUUCAAUCUCAGCCUCCUAUGACACAUUACACAUCCCUUAAUUUGGGUCAGUGGUGAUUUUCUACCUUUGUUUGAGGUAGUUAUGUUUAUAUGUAAAUAGAUGUAUAUAUACAUUAUAUAUAUUUGUGUGACCUAAUCAUUAUUCGUGUAUAUAUUUUACCUUGUAUUUAUGCCCAGUCAUGAAUUAAAGCACUGUACAGUAUUUUUCAAUAUGUAUAAUGUGGAUCUUUGUGUUUUGUUGUAUGUACUUAGAUUUUUUCAUUGUUGUUCUGUAUUGAUAUACAGUAUGCAGCUACAAAGUAUUGUUUUAUACAGUCCUCAAUGUGUGACUUUUUCAAACACUUAUCCCAAGGUUGGAGUUCACUUAUCCCAAGGUUGGAGUUACUUGUACAUACUGGCCAAUGAAUCAGCCUUCUAUACCUUCUUUUCCUUUAUUUUGGUUAUCUUAUCGGUCUGCAUUUAGUCCUGAAUUUGAUUUCAGUCAUUCUUAUGUUGAUAUGUCAGCAAAUCUUAAUUGGGGACCCCAAGAUUUUUUCAAGUUUAGUGAUUAUGCCACGGGUUCUACUUCCUGGGUUGACUGUUAUCAUUUGUUGUAUUGUUUGAUGAAAUACUUGUUAUCAGACUUCUGGAUGUCCUGGUUGUGGAAGGAACAGAGGACAUUCCAGGACAUUGUGUAUUUUGGAGGAUAGUUUGCAUUUACCUAGUAUGCCAUAUUGUAAUGUACACAACAAGAGCUGCCUCAAUUGGAUAUAUCCGGAAACGCAAUUGGGCUUUUGCCCAGUGCUAGGUGCCAACUUCUUGAAACUUUUACUGUUGAAUUUUUGGGGAUGGGCUAUCUGUCUGUGUCUCAAAGCAUAAUUUGUAAAACCUGGUUUUGUGAACCUAAGAUAUUAUAGUAUAGGAUUUUAGAUAUUUUACCUCAUGUUUUUUUAAUUUUAUUCAUGCAUAUCUAAGAUAAUGAAAUAUAUUACCUUUGAAACAUGAAAGCCUUGUGUAUGCAUUAUUUAUUUGAAUGAUAGAUAUGAUUGUAUAGUAAAGGUUAAGUACUAGGUUUUUCAGAAUUUAAGGGAAGAGUACAGUAUAUGGAUAAAAUACAAGUGCUUGUAUUGUGCUUUAAUCUGUACAAAAGAUUUAUGGCAAAAGUGGAGGACUUUUUCUGUGAAACUGUCUUAGCCAUGGGCACACAGCCAGUUAUUAGAAAACCAGGCAGUAACUGUCAGUGUGAGAGUAAUUAUGAUGCAUUCAUAUAAGCGAAAUUUUAAAGAAUUGUAAGGAAAUAAAAGUGAAAAAAUAACUUACAAGUGCUUCUUGCUUUGCCAUCUUUUAACCAAAUCUUUACACAUGUUUUGCAGAGUAUUACUUUAUAUGUACUGCAGGCUAUAAUUUUAGCAGGCAGUCCCCCAGUUAUUCCGGGGGGGAUUCCGUUCUCAGCAGGGUGCUGGUAAGCAAAAACUGCCAUUAACCAAAUCUCUGCGAUUUAUGGCGCUUAAGGGGCAGAGUUUUGGUUAAUGGCACCACCGCUGUUAGGUAUGUUAUGGCACCAUAACUUGAUGCCGAUAACCGAAACUUGGCCUGUUAUGGGACCAGUAACUGAAACUUAGCCCAUUAUGGCACCAUAAGUUGCUGAUUUUAUGGCUCUAGACAAGUGCCUUACAACCAGAUCAGCACCUCAGUGGCGUGGUCAGUAUGGUAUUGGCAUACCACUUCGGUGGCUGCGAGUUCGAUUCUUGGGCGUUCCACUGAGGGGUCAGAGAUGUGUCUUUCUGGUGAUAGAAGUUCACUCUCGACGUGGUUCGGAAGUCAUGUAAAGCCAUUGGUCCCGUUGCUGAAUAACCACUGGUUCCUUUCAACGUAAAAACACCAUACAAACAACAUACAACCAGAUCGCCAUUAACCGAGUCUGCCGAUGACUGGGGACUGUUAUCAUAUGAACCAAUUAAAGUAUCAGUCUUGCAGCAUUGGGAACUGUUAAAUGUAACUCUGAAUUUCAGUAGUGAGAUUUCUUAACUAAUCACAUUAUCAUCAUUGUCUGUAGCAGUUUAUGAUAGAUUUUUCGGGAGUGGGUAUGUAUUAAAGGUCUUGGAUGUAUUUUUUUUUUUUUUUACACUUUCUGUAGUAAUGCACAAGGUGCUCUAUUACAGAUAAAAAAAGGGAAAAUAUAUUGCUACCUAUGUAUUAUACUUGUCACAGUUGUAACAUGUGAAGUAAUGUACUGAACAAUGCUAAGGUUAACAACAAAAGUGCAAGGUGUUUUCUGAUUUAUUUUUGCAUAAGAAGCCAGUUUUUUUUAAAGAUUUUAUGAUCACUUGAGGAGGUAUGAAUUUUCUUUUUCUUUUUACUUUUAUGUGUUGACAGAUACAUGUUGAUUUUUACUGAUAUAUAAUGACUUUGAAACUACAUUAUCAUAACUGAUGACCUCAGGUAAAAAAUUUUUUGCUACAGAAAUUGCUAUAACAGCAAAAGAUACAACUUUUUUUGCUACAUAUAUCUGAAGUCCUCUAUACAGUACAGGGAUAUACUAACUUUAAACACAGACUGGAAAAGGCAGUUCAGACUUGCUGACAAGGUACUAGUUGUCUAUCGACAGGUUGGGGGUCUGCCCACUCGUUAGUCUGCACUCCACUUUGCUUUCGGCUGCCAUUGCAUUAAGAUGUCUCUCAGAACUCUAUACUCGACUUUCCGCUCAAACUUUUUGAUGAAUAAACAGAAAUAUUCCAUGUCCCUGUUUUUGACUGUUUAUUAUUACUGUAAUUCAAACUCAUUGGUCAAAUAAGCCUAUUUGUAAGGAAUGCAUAUAGUUUUCUUUGUGAUGAUUUAUUCCCCUGUUUUCAUAAAGAAUGUAACAGCUGGAUAUUCACUGGCAGCUGUAUUGUUUCUUAAUUUAAUCCUUAAUAUAAUUUAUCAAGGAUGUGAAAUUUAGUCAUCUUGGAAGGACUUUGAGAAUUUGGCCUACAAUAGAUAAGGGGGUCUUAUGUCACAGCCUUUGCUUUUAUCUGAUUGUGGGAAGUAGGACGUUAUAGCUUUAUUCCCCUAGUAAGUGUGAUUAAGUCUCUAAUACUGGACUGGACUAGUCUUGCAUAUGACAGCGUAGAUGGAUGUGGGAGCAAGUAGUUUUCUCCUUUCUUUCUUCAUCACAACUCAUGAGGGUCACACAGAGAGAGGGUUGCGUUGCCCGUUUGUCCAGCUUGUUUGCCUACCUGUGUACCUGCCCUGUGGAUGAGGUUUACGGGUGGCAAAGGUUUUUUAGUGUUGUAUCUGUAUCCAGGGCUGUAUGUCUGGGCUUAGGGAACUAGUCCUUUCACCGCAACUCACAAGUGUCAUAGAGGGGCCAGUGCACCUAAUCAUUGGACCGAGUUCUCAGUGGCAGCAGGUACCGAUGUACUUUUACUUCUGCUUCCUUACCUUCCUCUUGCUAAACUUCUUGGUGUUGGAAGAUGUGGGCAGCUUAUCCCAGUUUUUCCUGUAAGAAGUCUAGCUAGGCUUUUCUUGUUUGGUCUUUUCAGCAGAAGACUAAAAGCAGCUCACGCAAACAGUUCCUCGUGCACUGCUGCUUCUGGUGCUUUAGGCACAGGUGCAUCUGUUGCGGGGUCCCCGGGGACCCAGGCUUACUGGUACAGACCUGGCUGUCCCACGUCACUCUCCCUCUAGGAAGGGCCAUGGGCCAGAGGGUUCUGACAUGGUUCAUGUAGCACCGUCAUCCAGGCCUAGCAGGGGGAGGUCUCCCAUCCAUUAUUCUUCUCAUGUGGAAGCUUCAGCUUUUAGGAAGGCUGGGACAUGAUCAUGGACAACCAUCGUCCACGUUCACGUGAGCAAGUUCACUAGCCAUGAUAUGAUGUCGUCACCUUGGGUUGAUGACCAACCAUGGCCUAGUUCACUUGGCAGUGGCUGUGUUCUACCAGGCUGGGCUAUGGUGCCAGGGACCAUUUGCCUACUACCUCUACUGCUUCAAAUGUUUCCGAGAAGCAAGGGUAAGAUGGCCUGUUUUCUUGAAGGCAUGUGUGCCUGGAUUGGUCUUAGGACUGGGUGGGGCAUACAUCCAGGUGGUUAAAUAAUCCCUUUGGGGAUUUGAUGGGAGUAUAUCCGAUACUUCGAAAGCUUUUAACAGUGUUUUCCUUCAUGGGAACGGGACUUCCUGGAAGGUAAAUGACUCUCGUCCUUAUGAGUUUGACCUGUAGUCCAUACAAGUCAAGCUCUCAGGACUAUAAUUUUGUUAGACCUGACAUUUGCAUAAGAAUCGUGAGCUAUCUUGGCUCUCACAGAGGGUGUAUGACCUGCCCAGUGGAGGCUGAGUGUGCAUUCUUGGCAAGAGCUCACAUGGGUAGGGGUAAUUGGGUUAGCACAUUUGUCUUCUAAUAUACUUGACCAAAACACUUUAUCAUUACUCAUCUCUGCUAACCCUCCCUUGUCUUAUAUGCUGCCUCGACCUAGUUCAGGUGCAUUAUCUGUUAAUUUUCUUGUGUUCAAGUGAAGAUUUGUUUACCCCCCUUUUUUUUUUUUUUUUAUAAAAGCUCCGGUAUUAAUACCAAACUAAGAUAUUAGUGUUUCAGCAGCAUGGUGCCAUAAUUUAUGUACAAAGGUUAAUGUAAAUGAGCCAAUAUCAAAAUUUAAUCAUGUUGGAAUUGUUAUGUAAUGCACACAUUGACAGUUACACAUUGCUAUUCUUUUGUAAUAUGAAACUAGCAUGUAGUCAGAAGCUGGUUGUACAAGAUUAAUAUUUAACAUUGAAAUUACAGCUUCAUCCACAUUAUGGUCUUUUAAGAAGUAAAGUCAUAUUUUUGUAAGUGAAGUGAAGUACAGUGCUUCGAGUUUGAUACAGUUUAGCUAUAUGAUGUACAAUGUUAGCAUUGUUUACUUGAAGCCAUAAGAUGCAGUAUUUUAUGGUUACUUUAUAGAGAAUGGUCUGUUAUAGAUCUAAUUGCGGUAUGCAGUAGUUACGAAUUGUGUCAUAACAGUGCAAUUUUUCCUUUUGUUGACAGUGAAUUAUAUAUUUUAGUAUAACAAUUGAUGCUGGCACACUUAAGGUUUGAAUUGUAGUGAAUGAAAAACAUGUAUAACCUUGUAUAAAGUUUUUUGUUUUAGUA
Molecule: messenger RNA, 7121 nt
Organism: Macrobrachium nipponense
Lineage: Eukaryota; Metazoa; Arthropoda; Malacostraca; Decapoda; Palaemonidae
Product: zinc finger protein 23-like
Exons: 5
Coding region: 142-2097 (651 amino acids)
Biological process (GO): regulation of DNA-templated transcription
Molecular function (GO): DNA-binding transcription factor activity, RNA polymerase II-specific; RNA polymerase II cis-regulatory region sequence-specific DNA binding
Source: RefSeq, a predicted model, not a curated record